AUGUUGGUGACAGAAGUCGGAUGGAGGAUUGGAGAAGGAUAUGACCCAUUAACACCACCAGAUUUACUUCAGCACGAGUAUCCUUUGCCGCCGGAAUCACAGAAAAUCAUAUUGGAGGGAAGAGAUGCAGCAUGCAGGAUUUUGGACGGAAAUGAGGAUCGUUUGAUUGUCGUUAUUGGGCCUUGUUCGAUUCACGACCCCAAGGCAGCUUUGGAGUACGCCAAUAAAUUGCUUGAAGAAUCCAAUAGGCACAAAAAUGAGCUCUUGAUUGUUAUGCGAGCAUACUUGGAAAAACCGAGAACAACCGUUGGGUGGAAAGGGUUGAUCAAUGACCCAGAUAUCAAUGGCACUUUCCACAUAAAUAAAGGUUUGAGAAUCUCGAGAAAGUUAUUUGUCGAUAUCACAUCAAAAUUGCCGAUUGCGGGAGAAAUGUUGGACACGAUAUCGCCGCAAUUUUUAUCUGAUCUUUUCUCAAUAGGAGCAGUAGGAGCGAGAACGACGGAAUCGCAAUUGCAUAGAGAGUUGGCUUCAGGUCUCUCAUUCCCAGUUGGUUUCAAAAAUGGAACAGAUGGUACCCUUGGCGUUGCUAUCGAUGCAGUGCGCGCUGCAUCGCAUCCACAUCAUUUUUUAUCGGUAACAAAGCCGGGAGUGGUGGCUAUUGUUGGGACUGAUGGUAAUAAAGACUGUUUUGUUAUAUUAAGAGGAGGUAAACAAGGCACCAACUACGAUGCCGAGUCGAUUGAGAAAACUCAAGAGCAGUUGAUAAAAGCAAAUCUCGUUGGAGAAACUCAAAAAGGACCUCGUAUUAUGGUUGAUUGUUCCCAUGGCAACAGUAACAAGGACCACAGAAAUCAACCAAAAGUAGCCAAGGUGGUUGCUGACCAAAUCGCAAGUGGUAACAAAUAUAUUUGCGGGUUGAUGAUAGAGAGUAACCUAAACGAGGGAAGACAAGAUGUACCACCCCCGAGCGAAGGGGGUAAAGAUGCAUUGAAAUAUGGUGUGUCGAUCACCGAUGCAUGUAUCGGAUGGGAUUCAACAGUAGAAGUCUUGGACAUGUUGGCCUCUGCUGUUAAGAAAAGAAGAAGUUUGUAA
Messenger RNA from Lodderomyces oxycetoniae, 1092 nucleotides. RefSeq names its product 3-deoxy-7-phosphoheptulonate synthase (gene ARO3). Gene Ontology annotation, cellular component: cytoplasm. Bases 1 to 1092 code for a protein of 363 amino acids. Gene Ontology annotation, biological process: aromatic amino acid biosynthetic process. NCBI's taxonomy places the organism in Eukaryota, Fungi, Ascomycota, Pichiomycetes, Serinales, Debaryomycetaceae. The transcript has 2 exons. The record is from RefSeq and is a predicted model, not a curated record. Gene Ontology annotation, molecular function: 3-deoxy-7-phosphoheptulonate synthase activity.